AUGGAUUCCCGUUACCUUCCAAUGCUUUUCUUUGUCAAUCUGAUGCUGGUGACAGCCCAUGCUGCGUUGUCUCCUCAACUUUACUGGAAAAUGAUGCUUCCAAAUACCCCAAUGCCGAAAUCAAUCAAAGAGUUUGUAAAGCAUGGAGAAUAUUUGGGUCACAUGCAAAAGGAGACAAUUGAUGACCAAAAUGCUCGUAUAAUGAUGUGGGGCAAGAGUACCGGGAAGCAAUUACAGGACAAAGCUCUCUUGCACGAUGAUACUAAAGAGAGUGAAUCACAGAGUGAUGCAGCAAUUGCUCAUCAUCCAAAGAAGAGGCCUGAAAUGAAUCAUCAAAUAGAUGAUGUAAAAGUAGACUUAAUCUUUUUUGAAGAUGGCCUGAGUCCCGGCACAAAAAUGGAUGCACACUUCAAUAAAACAGAAUAUAGAAAACCAUUAUUGCCUCGCCAAGUUGCUCAACGUAUACCAUUCUCUUCAGAAAAGAUAAACGAAAUACUACAGAUAUUAUCCGUGAAACCCAACUCAGAAAUGGCAAAUGCUGCAGAGACACAAAUUAGGAUUUGUGAAGGGCCUCCACGAAUUGGAGACGAAAAAUUUUGUGCAACUUCACUUGAAUCCAUGUUGGAUUAUGUCAUUUCUAGGCUGGGGAAUAAUCUCCGUGCUUUUGCUACUUAUGCAGAAAAGGAAGGGAAGCCACAAAAAUUCUUAGUGAAAAAUGGAGUAAAGACAUUAGCAGAGGGAAAUGUGAUUGCUUGUCAUCUUAUGGAUUACCCAUAUGCUGUAUUUUUUUGUCAUCAUUUAGAAAAGACCACCACACAUUUUAUGCCUUUGGAGGGAGAAGAUGGGACUAGAGUCCAAGCUGUAGUUGUAUGCCACAGAGACACAUCAUUUUGGGAUCCAGAUAAUAUGGAAUUACAAGCCCUCAAAGUCAGGCCUGGAGAUUGUCCAGUGUGUCAUAUAUUCCCUGAGGUUCAUGUUGUGUUUACCAAGUAG
Molecule: messenger RNA, 993 nt
Organism: Abrus precatorius (Indian licorice)
Lineage: Eukaryota; Viridiplantae; Streptophyta; Magnoliopsida; Fabales; Fabaceae
Product: BURP domain-containing protein 3-like
Exons: 3
Coding region: 1-993 (330 amino acids)
Source: RefSeq, a predicted model, not a curated record